AUGGACAUGGACUGGUACUCCUGGCUAUCAAAAACCGGAAUGGAGCCAACUCUUGUUUAUGAAUACAGCCUCAUUCUCUCUCGCAACGAGCUAGAAGAAGACGAUAUAGCCCACUUCAACCAUGAAUUCCUCCAGAGCAUGGGCAUCUCCAUAGCCAAACACAGGCUUCAGAUUCUCAAGCAUGCUAGGAAAGUGACAUCACCAAGCAGAGCUCGACCGAUAUCAAAGAUCCUUGUUGCCAUCAAGCAAACAAAGAGGUGUUUGGCUAAGUACAUUCCCACUUUUUCUCGUCAAAAAGAGUCAGCUCUUGUUAUAGUUCCUAGAGAAAUGAGAUGCAAAAGUGCUAUGGCAAAGAGGAGCAAGAGCUUAGUCAUGUCCAGGCAAGGAAGAUCUUUGCUCAAAAAAGGUAAGGUUACGAGCUUUUCGGGUCCAAUAGUAGUUCAUGAUCACUAUAAAAGUUAUGUUGAUGAUGAUGGAUCCUAUUCUACUAGUAGUGUUGAAGAGGCAGGGUGGGAUACUAUGUUCCGAAAUCUAAAACCCAAUUGA
Daucus carota subsp. sativus is the source of this 546-nucleotide messenger RNA. RefSeq lists its product as uncharacterized. Gene Ontology annotation, molecular function: protein binding. The transcript has a single exon. Bases 1 to 546 code for a protein of 181 amino acids. The record is from RefSeq and is a predicted model, not a curated record. Lineage: Eukaryota; Viridiplantae; Streptophyta; Magnoliopsida; Apiales; Apiaceae.